Asterias rubens (European starfish) is the source of this 5937-nucleotide messenger RNA. RefSeq names its product sarcolemmal membrane-associated protein-like. Gene Ontology annotation, molecular function: protein binding. Bases 374 to 3460 code for a protein of 1028 amino acids. Lineage: Eukaryota; Metazoa; Echinodermata; Asteroidea; Forcipulatida; Asteriidae. The record is from RefSeq and is a predicted model, not a curated record. The transcript is spliced from 30 exons.
UCCAGGAAAUCAACAUGGCGACGAUGAUAUCUGAGGAAAAGUUGCUCAUCGAACGGCCUGUGAAAUAGUUUAUUUCAGCUUCAAUGAAACCAUGUAUUAACAUAAUAACGGAAGUAUAGUCCAUUCAAAUCAACAUAAUGUGAAUUGAAAAGAAAGAGCAACUUUGUACAAAUGCAGUAAAUACCUCCCAAGACCCACACAGUACUUAACAAGGUCACCCACUACCCCAAGCUGGAUUCCUAAAUGCAAAAGGACUUCAGACUACCUCCUACAAUUCAAAUUGUCAUGUGAUUGCCAAAGACGUAUUCUUCACCUUGUACCUUGUAAACCCAACCUUCCCCUGAGCUGAACCAAGUGGGGAUGCUAGACCACCAUGACGGCGAUUGCUGUCUUCACGUGCCACUCGAGCUCUCAUCCAUUCCAGGAGCGUAAGAUCCCGCUCAAGGAACCGGUCAAGAUCGGACGCUCGGUGGCCAAAGCGAGACCAACUGUUGAGAAUGGAAUAUUUGACUGUAAAGUGUUGUCCCGGAACCACGCACUGAUUUGGUAUGACCAGGACACUCUCAAGUUUUACCUCCAAGACACCAAAAGCAGUAAUGGGACAUUUAUCAAUAAUCAACGCCUCAGUAGAGGGGCGGAGGAGAGCCCCGCCCAUGAGCUCAACUCCUGUGACAUCAUACAGUUUGGUGUGGAUGUCAUGGAGAACUCCAGGAGGGGAGUAGUUACCCACGGAUGUAUAGUGUCUCAGCUCACGUUGUACAACCCAGAUGGUACAGAAGCCAUCAGAAGCACCCCUGCCCCAUCAUUGACCUACAAUGCCACCAGUCCAACCAGUAACAAUGUACCCUCUCAGGACCUCUACCAGUUAUCACAUUAUCUCAAGGAGGCAUUACACAGAGAGCAGAUGCUGGAGCAGAAGCUUGCCGGCUUACAGCGUCUCCUCACAUCAACCCAAGAAGCAUCUGAGAACAGCUGGCAGGCACUCAUCGAUGAAGACAGACUCCUCUCAAGAUUAGAGGUCCUUGAGAGUCAACUUAGAGCGUAUUCAAAGGCCAACUCUGAGGAGAGUAUACGUAAGGAGCUGGUAGCUUUACAGGAAGAUAAACAUAACUAUGAGUCUACUGCCAAAGAGUCUCUCAAGACAGCGCUAGAAGAGAAGUUAGAAGCGUGUCGCAAACUCUCCGACAUGGAGAGGAUGCUGAGCAACUCCGAGGAUGAGUGUGCGCACUCUAAGGAGGAAGUAGAACGUCUUCAGGAGGAGCAGCAGACAUUGAUAACCAAACAUUCAGAGGUGGUGGCUGAGCUCAAGGAGGUGGCAGAGAAACUUGUUGAGGCAGAGAAACUGCACGCAGAUGAGGUGGAGAGAUUAACGAUCGAGAAGACGGAGUUAGAGCGGAAGGUAGACAUCGCAUCUCGUGAGGAGAUCGCCUUGGCAACGAGGAUCGAGGAGAUGCAGGCUGAGUGUGACUUUGCCAGGGAGCAACUUAUGGCUGUCAAACUUCGUUAUGAAGAGGCUCAAGAGCAGCUCAGCCACUACGUCAAGGAGAAGGAGAACCCAGAAGAGAAAGAAGGACUGGCGAAGGACAAAAACCGGAAGAUCAUCCAAGAAAAUGAAGAUGACUCCAGACAGAUCAGCAAUAAAGAUGAGACGGAUUCCUCUGAUACCAAGGAUAAUACUAUAGAGAACAAUAGCAAAUCUCUGAAAGAGGAUGAUGAGAGCCUUGAGAAGGACUUAAAAGAGGAGACAGACGAGGAUGUGAAGGUCAACGGGGAUGCCACACCCAAAGAUGUGUCCCCUACAGAGCACAACAGGCUACCAGGUCAAAGGUCAUUGGAAGAGGAGCUUGAAGAACAUAGAGGUCAGCUAGUAGAAUCUGAGAACAGGUUACGGGAGAGUCAAGACCAGGUGAACAGUCUACAACUUCAGCUUAAACAGGCUCAGCUGGAGGCUAUUGAGAAUAUAGCCAAGGCUAAUGCUAUCCAAGAAAAACUACAAGACGCUGAGAAAACGAUGGAAGAAGCAAUAAAUAGUGCAACAGCCAACCUUAGAGAGCGAAUUGCUGAGAUGGAGGCGUCAGAGAGAAGUAAAGCAAGUCCGGUGAUUGAAACGCUUCAUGAGCCAAUCUUUGCCAAGUCGGAGGAGCGAGUUUUGACUGCUGCUGCACCGGAUGCCAGGAAUAAUCUUCUGAACACCAUGUUACCAGAGCAGCUUGCGGAUCUACAUAAUCACAUCGGGGAAGAGUCUGAUUUUCCUUGUGGUUCAUCAGAUACUUCCCUGUCAGAAACAUUGCAUGAAGAUUCCUCAGCGUCCUUUGAUGACAGGCUGGAAGAUGCUCUACAUCUGAGUGCCAAAGAAAUUGAGACAUUGAAAGAGAAACUGAAGGAGUCGCAGAUUAAGCAACAGUCAUAUGAGGAGCAAUUGGAUAAAUUAAGAGGAGACUUGAAGGAGAUGCAGGUACGUCACGAAGUCCUGACAGAGAAGAACGAAGAACUAAAAGAGAGACUGAUGGAGAGUCAAGACGAGGCUAGAGAGGCGGUGGAUAGAGUUGACGAUUUGCAAGAGCAACUUGACAGAGCUGAGAAUUCUGCCAAGGAGGUCAAUGAUCAGAUUUUAGAACUCAGAGAUCAACUGAUGGAAGAGCAGCACACAGCUAAAGCCAGCGUAGCAGAUGCAACACAGGCAAAGCAGCAGCUAAACAAAGAGCAAGAGGCCUUGAAGCGACAAGGAAGUCUCCUGGAACAGAUUCAGAAACAAUUAACGACGGUGGAGGCGAAAAGUUUGCAGACUGAAACCCAGAUAGAGGAAUACACAGAUGAAAUAAAACACCUAAAGGAAGAGUUAGAAAAGGAGAGACAAGAAAGAUUGCGGCUUGAGAAGGAGUCUAAAGGGGCACAACAAACACAAAGAAAAAGUAAAGAAGUGGAAGCCCAGAAACAAGGUAGAGCUGUUCAGGCACCCCCCAAGACGGGCCAGAUAAACUCGGCCUCUUCUAAAGAAAACCUUGUACUUCAAAGUGAAUGCAGCGAUCUGAAAGUAAAGCUAAAAGACACAGAGGCCAAACUGACAUUGACGAGAAAAGAAAGUGGCAAGUUGGGUCAGGACACCAAUAAGUUACAAAUCUUACUGAAGCAGGCGGAGGCACAGAGGAAUAAGCUGACUGAAGAUGAGUUCAGAUGGAAGAAAGAAACUAAAGAAAUGACCAAGGAACUGGAGAGAAAAAAACAACUGCUGUCAGCAGCAGAGGAAGACAGGCAUGUCUUGACGGAGAGGGUCAGAGUAGCGGAGGAAGACAAGUUGAGACUUCAGAGAGAGCUCAAGCAGACACCAACAAGUCAAGAAACAGGUGUCGCUGCGGCUCAUUCAAUGUCUCAGAUGAAGUACGUUCCCAUCAUAGUCAUCUUGAUCGCCAUCAUUGCAGCUGUUGUACAGUUCUUUGUCGCCAUGUCUUCCUCCGUAUGACAAUGCUCCUGCUAGCUGCACUGUAUGAAUCCAAGCAAACACACUUUAUGAAAGUUUGGCGAAAAACUCUUGAUUAGGAUCGUAGCAUGUCUGUAGCACAAUGGUGAUUUGGGUAUCCCAAAGGAAAAAGUCAAACUUUAGUGCAAUUCAAGUCAUUUUUUCAUCUGGUGAGACUAUGAUCUGUUGGGGCUACUUUUGGAAAACAUGUUUUCAAGGCUGUUUUGUUUUGUCUCCUGUUUGACACACACUCACAUACCAUGAUGAUGAUGAUGAUGAUGAUGUCGUCUGCUUUAUUUAUCUCUUAUCUCUUAUCUCUGUGUCGGCCAGGCAACUGUGGGAUCCCCAGCCUUGAUGUAGGGACUUCGAUGCCACCAUUAAGGCCAAAGCAUCGGGUAUCAUUUAGGGUCCAUCACAGUCAUAAAGCGGGUGGUUGCCGAAUGAUAGUCCCACCUGUGCUGUCACCCACACCAUGUACUUAGCGUGGGCAGUUGACUUUACCAUCGCAAUCUCAGUCCCGUAAUGUAAGGUCAAAUACCUCAAGCAUGAUUCCGUGGCCCUCUAGCAUUUUUUUCAGCAACUUCCCACCAUCAAAAACUCUUCAAAUUCAUGAGAGAGACACGACUCAGAUUAACAUCUGUAAUUUAACUCCCCAAUGACCUUUAAAGUGGAAAUAUACCAUUGGUUUGUGAAGAGGUGGAUUCACUCCAUAUCCUGUGGUUGCUCCAACAAACAGCUAGUUAAAACCAACCUACACAAACUUUCCUCUAAUUUAAGUGGUCAUAAAAUGGGCAGAAAUUGUUUUAUUUUGUAUGGGAGUUCUAAUCCUGUUCAUUUGGGGCUUAUUCUGGUUGGUGCAACUGAAAUACACACUUGUGGUUUUAAGGGUUUUCAAAUGCUAAUUCCUCAUUUUUGACAGUAUUUCAUACCUAAACCAAAAGUUUCAACAGAGAAUUGGUAUUGAUAUUGGAGGGGGAAGGGGGGUUUAUUACGCAUCAUAUUCACCUUAAAUAAUGAUAAUAAUAACAAGAAGAACACUUAUAGUGCGCCGGUAUCCACCACAAGUGAUGCUCAUAGAAAGAAAGAAACACAAAUAUUAAUGAAAAGCAGCUGUGGGUUUUGAGGGCCUCUUUGAACUCAUGAAUAGAAGACAUGUUACGGAUAUUAAGAAGCAGAUUAUUCCAAAGUAAAGGACCAGCAUGAGAAAAAGCCCUGCCACCCCAAUUGUUGUGGGUUUGGGGAAGCAAUUUUACAGUUUUGUCUUUUUUGAUAAUAAUCAUAAAAUGUACUUUGAUGAAAAAGGACUAUUGGAAAGUGAGUUGUAAAAGUACUUUAAUUUCAAAGUGAGAAAGUGAACACACACAAAAUCUAUAAGUUUUAGAAAAUAAUAUGAUUCAAAAAGCUUAAAUUCUGGGAUGGGUUCAUGCAUGGCUACUAGGUAUGGUCGCUGCUUUAAGAUGGUCUGAUUGUGUGCAGUUACCUUGGCCAUCAGUGCAAUUUCCAGACUGUUGCUCUUUUAUCAGAAUGAAUUAGGUUCAGAUAGAGCGAGAGGGAUUGGCACGGACAUAUCCAAACCAUAAUAGGUUACUAACUACCACUCGUGCUAACGUCUCAAAGCACCCAGAAUACGACACCCGACCGCAAUACGGUAUGUGCUUUUCUUGAGACUGGCUCCUUUGAAGUUUUUUUUGUUUUAUUCUAUUAAUCUGCAAAGUCAACUUUCAAGUCCCCACGAAGAAAAAUUGCUUUGAUUUACAUAGAAAAACCACAACUUUGUAUCUCAGUAUCAUAUUGCCUAAGACUUGACGCUCAUUUUGACCCAGUGUUUGCUAUGAUCCUAGUAAGAGGGUAACGUAUUCAUACAGUGCAGCUUUGUGUACAUUAUCUGUACAUAUUUAAUUUGUAUACCAUGAUACGUUCUUUUGAUACAUCAGGUAAAUACUUAUCAUGUAAAUAUCAGAGGGAUAAGAGAAAUCUUUCAGGUACCAUGUGAAGGGCACAUGGAUACUCAAUCCCUGUGUUUUUUUUGUUAGGUCCGAACAGACGGUUUCCCUUUAUUUCUGUUGCAAGGUUUUAGGAAAAUGUUGCUGUAUUUUUGAGUUUUCAAAGUAGGUGGUUGUUUCGAUACUAGAAGUUUAACAUUUAAGAAUGUUUUGGAGAAGAAACAGUCUGUGUAUUUAAACCAAUGUCUGAUUUGAUAGUUUUUCAUAUCAUUAGCAUAGUUGUAAAAUUGCAAAAUCAGCCCCCAAAAACUGCUGGGGUAUGAUUUAGUAAUGCAGGCGCAGAGUAACGGGGAUGACCACCCCUCUGUUUGUCCACGUUUGGCAGAUUUGAGAAUUGAGACAUGAUGAACAUUUCAAACCAAACUAGCCCCAACCAAGUGGCAGUGGUGAGUCUGGAUCUUCCUAAAGGCACUGGACACUAUUGGUCAUUACUCAAAAUAAUUAUAAGCCUUACUUGUAAGCGGAGAGCUGUCGAUA